AUGGGUUUAUUGAGAGGUUGUGGGAAUCAAGAUCUAUUCGUUUUCAUUGAUCACUGUUUCACACCAUCAUCAUCAUCAUCAUCAUCGAUGCCACCUUCACUCUCUGACAUUAUGGAAGUAUUAUCACACUCAAAUUAUAUUUAUUUAUCACAAGGAUCGAAUUCACAAUAUCCAAACACCCCAUCCUAUAUGUUUGGUACAAACAAUAACAACGAAACCAACAACAACAACAACAACAAAUCAUCACCAUCCUCCUCUUCGUCAUCGUCGACUCCCGUCUCUGGCUAUUCAUUGCCAUCUUCCCCAAACUCUAUGGUUCCCUCUCAAUCAUCCUACCAUAACCAUGGUGGUGGUCAACAACACCAUCAACACCAACAACAACAACAACAACCCAACAACUAUAAUAAUAAUAUAAAUUACAAUAACUAUAAUAAUAAUAAUGUUCCAAAUUCACCAACAUCAAUAGGACGUCAGCAACAAUCUGGAUCAGUGUCACCUGUUCCAUCGUCGUCGACGACGACAAGUCCAACAUGGCGCAAAUGUUGUGUCAAUGCAAACUGCCUAUUGUGUAAUUUGGGAACACCCAGAUGUCUUUGCAUGAACCAUCCAUCGUGGACACUUAUUUUGCGUGUUGUGCAAGACGCUCUUUCGCACUCGCGUUUCUUCAAGUCUGGACGUCACACCCUCCGUUGCAACGGGUACUGGCAACUCAAGCUCCCAUGCAACCCAUGGAACUAUGCCAACUCUAAGCAAUUUGAAGCACUUCGUUUUGAAGAGUUGUCAAGUCAACAAGGUGGCAACGGCGACAAUGUCCCCCUCUCCCCACACCACUCCAUGUCUUCACCAAGUCACCAUGGUAGCAGCAGCAGUAGUAACGGGUCAUCCACCCCAUCAUCUGAAAUAUCAUGGCGUAUUGAAUCCAAGUCUAGUAACAAUGGAAUCAACUCUUCAUCAUCGUCAUCUGCAUUCCUCAAAUUCAAUAAUAAUAUUGUUGAAUCUAAAUUAAUGGAUAUUAAACAAUUAUUAUCUGAAUCUUCUAGUCAUCACAACCAUCAUAAUCAUAGUCAUAGUCACAACGACCAUCAUCACCAGAGUGAUUCAUUAUAUGAUCAUCCAUCAUCACCCCUUUCCGAUCCAGGACAAUACCAACAUCACAAACAAUCCUAUUCAUCGACCCUAUCCACUCCAUCCUCUUUUAGUAGUCGUCUCAAACUUUCCAACUCUAUUUCAUCACUUUCAUUAUUAUCAGAAACUGCUUCAUCUGUCAUUUCUUCGUCAAAACCAAAAUAUAAUAAUAAUAAUAAUAAUAACAAUAAUACUUUAUCAUUUGAAUCAUCACCAUCUUUUCAUAGUUAUCAUUCCCCUCCAUCUCCACAACUUCAACAACAACAACAACAACAACAACAACAAUUACCAUCUUUACAAUAUCCAAUUGAAAUGAACAAUAAUAAUAAUAAUAAUAAUAGAAAUAAUAAUAGUAAUAAUAGUAUAAUUGGAGGAUUUAAUAGUUUAAAUUAUCAUUUGGAUGAAGAAUUGGUUAGUUCAAAAAUUCAUCAAAUGAAAUCAAUUUUAAAUUGUACUGUUUGA
Messenger RNA from Cavenderia fasciculata, 1587 nucleotides. RefSeq lists its product as uncharacterized. The transcript has 4 exons. NCBI's taxonomy places the organism in Eukaryota, Evosea, Eumycetozoa, Acytosteliales, Cavenderiaceae. The record is from RefSeq and is a predicted model, not a curated record. The coding region runs from base 1 to 1587 and encodes 528 amino acids.